AUGUGUCUCCAAAAUAGCAAAUCCACUUCCCUCAGUCUACCAGCCGAGAUCCGCUUCAUGAUCUACCGAGAGAUCUGGACUCUCGAGGUUGACCUCGACAGUGACACCGACAGCGACUCUGACGGCAAUUCGGACUCGCACCUUGGCAGCGACGAUGAUGACUCAGAGGCUCUCCAUCAAGCUCAUCAGCAGCUCGAGAUGAUCACCGCCGUCCAAAACCUAGCCAUCACCUGCCAACAGAUCCGGGAGGAGCUCACCACCGAGUACUUCACUCGCGUUCUGCCCAAGACCCAAGUCCACCUGGGCAGUGUCUAUCCUCCCCGGCACUCUCUCUUCCGUGGUCGCGGCCCCGCUUGUCCUCCCCCUGAGUUCUCGGCUCUAGCGCAUACCAACCACAAAUCUUUCGAGGUUCUCCAGUCCUCGUCGCUUUUCAUCGAGCAUACUCAGCACGUCAGCAUCCACUGGGGUCGCUGUUUGUGCACUGAGGGUUCUCUCUAUCAAUGCCCAAUUCGGCCUUGCGGUCUGGAAUGGCUGGGAGAGUUGGAAGAUCUCAGGACAGUGGAGGUCGUUCUUACUGAUGAACUGUCAUCUUGCAAGAACUGUCUGAAAAAGCUCCUGAUGUUACCAAGGACGCUGGAGAAGAUCUUGUUCCGGGUGUUUGUUGAUGACGUUGUCGCUGAAGCGUAUGAGGCGCGGCUGACGGAGUGGUUUUGGGGGCAGAGGCCUGAGUUUUUGGCGUACAUGGCGGCGAUGGAGGAUGAGGAGGAGGUCAUUCCUGAGAGGAAGGAGGAAUCGGGUUCAUACAAGAUCGAGCACCACAUUGGUGCUGUUGUAGUCGAGUGGCCUUUGUUGGACACAGUUUGA
Neurospora crassa OR74A is the source of this 864-nucleotide messenger RNA. RefSeq lists its product as hypothetical. The coding region runs from base 1 to 864 and encodes 287 amino acids. The record is from RefSeq and is a predicted model, not a curated record. The transcript is spliced from 2 exons. Lineage: Eukaryota; Fungi; Ascomycota; Sordariomycetes; Sordariales; Sordariaceae.